Messenger RNA from Archocentrus centrarchus (flier cichlid), 1889 nucleotides. RefSeq names its product glucosamine-6-phosphate isomerase 2. Lineage: Eukaryota; Metazoa; Chordata; Actinopteri; Cichliformes; Cichlidae. The record is from RefSeq and is a predicted model, not a curated record. Gene Ontology annotation, cellular component: cytoplasm. Gene Ontology annotation, biological process: carbohydrate metabolic process; N-acetylglucosamine catabolic process; D-glucosamine catabolic process. Bases 287 to 1114 code for a protein of 275 amino acids. The transcript has 7 exons. Gene Ontology annotation, molecular function: identical protein binding; glucosamine-6-phosphate deaminase activity.
AGAGGAGGACAUGCAGAGGCGGGUGUGACGGAGCAUGUGAGAUGGAGGCAGAAGAUCCUUAAAGAAGAGGGACGCCGCUGAGGGAAGCGGUUAUUCAGUCAGCAACAUCGUCACUGUUAUCAGAACGAUCAUGUUUUGACUUAAUCAGUUUUGGUCCACACGGGGUUCCGUAGACGCCACAGUGAAAUCAGCUGACAGGAAGAUCAUGUGACGAAGCCGAGGGUUUGCAGCUCCUGACUUCUGAUCUGACCAUCUCCGUAUUUUUGCAGGACUCACAGACCUUACUAUGAGGCUGGUCAUUCUGGACGACUACGACCUGGCCAGUGAGUGGGCAGCAAAAUAUAUCCGCAACAGAAUAAUCCAGUUUGAGCCCUCUGCGGACAGAUUCUUCACUCUCGGCCUGCCCACAGGCAGCACUCCUUACGGCUGUUACCAGAAGCUCAUUGAAUACUACAGAAGUGGAGAUAUUUCAUUCAAAUAUGUGAAGACCUUCAACAUGGAUGAAUAUGUAGGUCUGCCUCGUGCUCAUCCGGAGAGUUAUCACUCCUACAUGUGGAACAAUUUCUUCAAGCACAUUGACAUCGAUCCAGCCAACGCUCAUAUUCUGGAUGGAAAUGCAGACAACCUGGAGGCAGAGUGUCAGGCCUACGAGCAGAAGAUUGCUGAAGCUGGAGGGAUUGAGCUGUUUGUUGGAGGCAUUGGCCCUGAUGGUCACAUAGCAUUCAACGAGCCCGGCUCCAGCCUGGUUUCCAGGACCAGAGUGAAAACCCUGGCAAAGGACACCAUUGUGGCAAAUGCACGUUUCUUUGGCAAUGACCUCUCCAAGGUUCCCACCAUGGCUCUGACUGUGGGCGUAGGAACCGUCAUGGAUGCCAAGGAGGUGAUGAUUCUUAUCACAGGGGCACACAAAGCCUUUGCUCUGUACAAAGCCAUAGAGGAGGGAGUGAACCACAUGUGGACAGUAUCAGCUUUCCAGCAGCACCCGCGCACCAUUUUUGUCUGUGACGAGGACGCCACCUUGGAGCUCAGGGUCAAAACUGUGAAAUAUUUCAAAGGUUUAAUGCAUGUCCAUAAUAAACUGGUGGAUCCAGUGCUCAGCAUUAAAGACCAGUAAAAGAACCAGUGACUAAGGAAGAGAACUGAAGACGUGACUGUGACGAGUGAUUGCUGGAUCCAACAUAACUGUUCCAUAUCUGAGGAGCUGAUGAGCUAGUGCUUGAAAUGAACUGUGCAUAUUGUUCAUUCAAAACUUGAACUGACUUUGAAUUUUAUUCCUUCAGACUGUUAUUGAUUAAUAAUGAAAGGUCACUGUUCACGUAGCUUGCAUUUGACAUGUAGUCAAGACACAGGUUCACCCAUAUGAGGUGUUUUGUUUAAUAUGUAAAGAAACAGGAUUAGUUCUUCUGUUUAAAGUAAUGAAGCCCUUAAAUAUUGGUUUGGAGGGUGAAGUCCUUAUUCAUCCCCCAAGUAGUGGUUCAACAAAGGAAGCAAAUCUGAUAUGUAUGUUGGUAAAACCAAAUAAACAUGAUAAACAAACAAACAUAUAAACAGGAGUGGUUUUGAUCUGAUGUUCAGACAGCUGAUGUCUCUUUACUGCAUUUGUUCAGUCUUUGGAGCAGAUGAGAUUUGGUUUAAUGCAUUUGUUAGUAAAACUUCUAAUGAGAUGAUUCCUCAUAUCCUCUCGACUACUGCAACUGACCUUGGUCGCUAAACAGCCGGUAGUAGCUUGAUAGUGAGAAACUGGGAAUCCCGAAUUUCCAGUUAAAGAGCCAGUCUGUUUACAGGAACAUCAGUUCUAGGCUGCAGCCUGUGAUGCUGAUUUCUGAUUGGCUGAGCAUUUCCUGCCAUAAAUAGCACAGACUAUGACUCAUCAGGGGGUCGUUUUGACU